AUGCGCCCCAAGAAGGGGUACAUCACUCUGGGACUGAGCCACAGAGGCAACAUCUCGAAGCCCCCGACUCCGGAGGCUCGCAAAGCCAACCACCUUCACGGAGAGGCGGUGAAGAAGAAGAAGGACGCGACGAAGGAGGCUGCCACCAGGAAGAGGGAGAGGAAGGAGGAGCACGAGAAGGUGUGCAAAAUUGCACGGAUGGAGGGUUCCCCGUGGCCGCCCAUGCCCGAGUCCACCGAGGAGAAGGACUCCUCGUCCUGCGGGGUCGAUUUCUCGGAGCCUGAUGACUUUGAGGUGGUGAAAAGCGCAAGUCCCCCGCCGGCCCAUCGAGGGGCUGGCGGCGAGGGCUCGCUGAUGGCGCUGGGCGAGGCGAGGCGAUGGCAAGGGGAGCGAAGGUCGCCCACGCCAACGAUGGGCCAGAGGUCGCCCGUGCCGGCAGCGGGUAGGAGGUCGCCCACGCCCGCGACGGGGCAGAGGUUGCCUGUGCCGGCAGUGGGUAGGAGGUUGCCCACGCCCGCGACGGGGCAGAGGUUGCCUUCGCCGGCGACGGGUAGGCAGACACCUGCGCCCGCGGCGUCUUCUGGUGGCGGGGGGGGGGGGGGGGUCCCGAGGCUUCAGUCCAAUCCGAGGGCGACGCCCUCGGGUCAGUCGUCGGGAGGUGUUAGCGUGCCGCGGUCCCGGAGGAGCGGCACGGGCAAACGCAGCAUGGGCUGCUUGUCAGAGAACACAACCAAGCGUCCGGCCCAGCUCGCGCCGACCAAGGCCCUUAAGACCGGGGCGCAUGCGACGCCGCAUUUGGCACCACGACCCACGAGCGGAGGGGAUCAGGCCCUCGAGGCGGUGGUCGCGAUGCCGCGGAGGAGGCCAGCCGGGGUGGUGCGCCGCGCCGCCCGGUUGGAUGUCGAAGCCGACGAGGGCGGAGCAGGCAGCGCCGCCCAGCCGGAAGCUGGAGGAGAAGCUGGUGAGGAGGCGCAGGAGCACACCGCCGGCCAAAGAGAGGGAGAGACCCUUGCCCCCUCGCCCCCGAGGGCUGUGGUUGAGGGGGCCACGAAUGUGGAAUCAGCGCCAAGGGCGCCGGCGGUCGAAGAGACUCGCGUCCCAGAGCCCACAAGGGCCGGGGACGAGGAUGCUGCUGAAGCGGCGACGACGCAAACGGCGCCGUCGAACACGGCGCCGGUGGUGGAGCUGCCGCUGAGCAGCGAUGAGUACGGGGAUUCGAGGGACAUCGAUCCAGCUACUGCGACCAGCUCCACCAACCGGAUCUUCGAGUUCAUCUCGGCCUCCGAGGAGAUCCUCGGCGCGGGGACGUCCGAGGGGCCCGGUCAUGGGGCCAACUAUGCGAUCGUUCAGUCCGAGGUCCCCUCGAGAAUUCUUCGUAACAAGCAGGAGGAGGAGGAGGCCUGGAAGGCGCAGUAUGAUGUCGGCACUCAGAUCCAGGACGCCCUCAGCCGCGCCUUCCAGCUCCAUCAAAAGAUGGAUUUCCUUAUCAGCAAGUGGCUGAGGGAAAUCUUGCAUAACAAAAGCGCUGAGCUGGCCCGGUUGUACUCCCAGCGUGCGCUAGAGGAGGAGCUGGCGCAGACCGCCAACGAGCGCGACGUCCAGAUGGCUACGGUAGAGCGGAAGGCCCGGGAGGUCGAGGCGCAGGCUGCCGAGCUACAGCGGAAGGAGGCCGAGCUCCAAGGCAAGGAGGCCGAGCUUCAACGCAAGAAGGCGACCGUCGCCACGCUCUCCGCGACCCUCACUGAGAGGGAUGCCACCCUUGCGAAGCAAGAGGCGGCUGCUCGGAGUGCAGAGGCUGCGGUCAAGGAGAAGGAGGCCUUCUUGUCCACACUCCAGGAGCAGGCGAACACCGUGCUGGCUCGGCUGGAGAAGGCACAAGGGGACAUCACAGAGCUGAGGAAAGCGGUGGCGGACGAGACCGCGGCGAAGGAGGCUAUCCAAGGCGUGCUCACAGCGGCACAAGAUGAGUACGCAGACCUGGAGCAGGCUGUCGUGGCCGUGUGCAAGGAACUCGAGGGGGAGGGGGCCUUAUUUUUUCGGUGA
Molecule: messenger RNA, 2043 nt
Organism: Panicum virgatum (switchgrass)
Lineage: Eukaryota; Viridiplantae; Streptophyta; Magnoliopsida; Poales; Poaceae
Product: serine/arginine repetitive matrix protein 1-like
Exons: 7
Coding region: 1-2043 (680 amino acids)
Source: RefSeq, a predicted model, not a curated record